AUGGCGGACGAGCUCCCUGAACAUGGGCGCGAGCUGCACAGACCAGUGACUGGCGAAUCAAGCAUGGUGAAAGGCAUAUUACAGCGCCUCGAUAAGCUGUUUGAGCAAUUCUGGCAUAGGAUAGAAGCUCGGAAACAAAACUCACAUCCUCAGCAACAGGGGAGGAGGCAAAGUGAAAGGAGCCAUGCAGGGCCUGGGUCUCAC
This is a messenger RNA of Pelobates cultripes (western spadefoot toad), 204 nucleotides long. NCBI's taxonomy places the organism in Eukaryota, Metazoa, Chordata, Amphibia, Anura, Pelobatidae. The record is from the annotation of a GenBank genome assembly.